Schistosoma rodhaini is the source of this 1833-nucleotide messenger RNA. NCBI's taxonomy places the organism in Eukaryota, Metazoa, Platyhelminthes, Trematoda, Strigeidida, Schistosomatidae. The record is from the annotation of a GenBank genome assembly.
GCACAGUCCCUUAGAGUUGUCGAUUGAUAAUAACAUUAUUACAUAUACGCGGAUCUAUUAAAUAUUACAUAUUGUAUUGGAUUUAUAGUCAUUCGGAAAAAAGAAAUUUGAUAAGAAACUCCCUUGAAUCCAAUGAAUGAAACAAAUAUAUUAUAUCAUCGUCCAUUAUAUCCACGUAUGGGUGUACAACAUAUACGUAAAGAAUUUAUUAAAUUGGGAACAAAACUUGAAACUGAAAAUUCAACUAUCAUGAUGAAAAAUUAUAGUCCUAAUAAGUAUCUAAGGCAAAGUCAUAUAUCAAUAACUGAACAACAAAAAAAAGAUAAUCAUAAAUUACAAGAGAAAUCGAAGACAUUGAGAAGUGGACAAAUGUUACUUAAUACAAUUAUGCCAACUACAAGACAGCCAAUUAAAGCAAAGCAUACAUUACGUAAUCGAAAUAUAUCUGAGUUAGAAAUAAAUACGUCCAUGAGAAACGACCAGAAUCUUUGUAAUAGUUCAAAUAUUGAUGAUGUUAAUUGUUGGAGAACAACUAACUGUGAUGCAAAAGAAUCAAAAAAGGUUGUACAUAGUAAUUCGGUUACAUCAUCAACUGAUUUAUGUCCUUGUCAAACAACAAAAAUAUUUCCUAAUCCAGAUAUACAAAGAAGAGUUAGUACAGAUGAUGUUUCAUUGACAAAAUCACCAAGAUUCACAGAUUUAAGUUGGAGUAAUGAUAAAUCCACACCAGCAAAGCGACAGAAUAUAGAUCACUCCUGUAUUGCAGCGAAUGUGGAUCUACAGAAUAGAAUCAAUAGAAACGAUAGAUUGUCAGAACAUUCACUAAAUUUUUCAAUCAAUCAAAUACCUACAACUGACUAUUCGUCAAUGUAUUCUUUCAAUACCAACUCUUGUUUAUCAUCAUUAUCAUCAUCAUCAUCACCAUUUAAUUUGAAAAAACAAACUGUUUCUUUAAAAAGACGUAGUCGAUGGAGUGUUGAUAUAUCAAAACGAUCUACACGUCGUAGUAGUACAGGAAGUCUUAAAGUGAAACAAUUGGAUAUUGAACAAAAUAACAAGAACUUAAAUAUGAAAGAUACAAUUCUAGAGUCAAAAUUAGAUCGUUCUGAUCUAUUUAAAGUGAUCAGACGAUCAGCCCGUCGAACAUUAAGUAGUUUGUGUAACGUAUUAAGAUAUUCCAAUUCAAACUUGGCAGCUUCCUUAAACAAUUCAAAUAUUAAUGACCAUCAUGCAAGUUCUGAUCCUGUUCAUUUUGAUGAACACCCUAUUGAUUCUUCUUUAUCCACACUGUCAGUUGAAGUAAAUGAUCCAGUAAAAGAAAAUAUUCAUAGCUGUCAUAAUUCACAGAAUAACACUAUUCUGUCACGAUUUGUAACACUGACAAGACCUGAUUUAGAUGAACCGUUUGGUUUAUUCGUCGUCAAAUCUGAACAAGGUUAUCGUGUCACACGUCUGUCAGAACGAUUCAUUCAAAACAAUCCAACCAAUAAAAUUUGUAUUGGUGAUGAAAUAAUCCAAGUGAAUAAAAUAGACUCAAUCAAAUUUACUAUUCAUGAAUUACAGGAAUUAUUUCAAAAAAGUCAAACACUUUUAUUGACAAUCAUUCGUCGAUAAUAAUUGACUUCAUCACAUCAUUAUCUUCAUCAUUCCAUUACGUGAUAGUUUAUAGUCCCAUAUAGAGUAUUUAUAACAUUCUAUCUUCCGAUGUUAAUCCCAGAGUUACCUGUUUUAUUAUUACUAUUGAUUGAUUGACUUUGAUUAUUUUGUGAAUACUUCCUUAUUUUCUUUACUUUUCAUUAUUAUACUUUUGUACAGAAUAAAAAUAGUGAUUUA